UUGCAUACAUGCAACAAAUGUACCUAUAUGUUUGUUGUUGUAAAUGUUUCUACAAAUUUUUUAUGUAAGUUGUAGUUUUAAAAGUCACAAUCAAAAAAAAAAUGUCAACAACAUCACAAACAAUUAGCCGAUUGGAUACAAUUUAUCGUAGUAUAUUGUUAUCAAAAUUUUUUGUUAAAGGAUGGGGUAAUCCACAAAAUAUGAAAAGAAUAUUUAAAUUUCGUAAAAUAAUAUCGAAUCGUGAAACAUGUCAAAAAUUAGUACGAUCCGAUCAUCCAAUUUAUAUUGAUCGAAAAUUAGAACAAACCGAUCAAUAUUGUUUAUAUGAAGGUCAUUUUUAUAGUCCAUUAGUUGAUUAUUUAUCGGAUUUAGUGCCAAAUGAAUCACAUAUUGCCUAUUUUCAAUUAAUUGUGCCUUCAUAUUGGAAUACUAAUUAUUUAACUAAACAAAUUCGUCCACUUUGUGUUCAAAUAGCCGGAACUGGUGAUCAUGUAUAUGGAUUACGUAAACCAAAUAAUCAAUCAAGAUCUCAAUUAAAUAAUGUAUCUGAUUUAUUUAUAAUGGGUGGUUGUUUAAUACUGGAAUCAUUAGCAUUAUUUCAUUGGUGUAAACGAAUGAAUUUUUCACCACUUUGUAUAACUGGUAUAUCAAUGGGUGGACAUAAUGCAUCAUUAGCAGCAACAAAUUGGCAUGAACCAAUCGGUAUUGUACCUUGUUUAUCAUGGACAACAGCAUCUUGUGUAUUUACACAAGGUGUUAUGUCUGGUUCGAUACCAUGGAAAAUGUUAGAAAAACAAUAUUUAAAUUAUCCAGAUAUUGAUCGUAUUGAAUUACGUAAACAAUUGAAUUCACCGGAAAAAAAUUUCAAUAAUCAUUAUUAUCAUUGGAAUCGUUUUAGUUUACGAUCAAUAAUCUAUGGUAAUCCCGGACAAAUAUCCAAUACAAAUUUAAAUUCAAUAAUCAAUGGAAAUGAAGAAGAAGAAGAAAAAAAAUUAAAAAAUGAAAAACAAAAACAAAAAGAUCAAUUUAUACAUGAUCAUUUAAAUUCUAGUCAAGAUCCAGGUAGUUCAACAAAUAUUUCCAAUACAAAUAUGGAUACAUUACAAAUACCUGAACAAGAUUUGGUUACAAAUGAACCACCACGUGAACAUUGGGGUGUUUUAAAAGCAAUCAUUAUUAUUAUUGCUGGUAUUUAUUUUGGUGCAUGGGUUGCAAUGAUUGGUGCAAAAUUAUUAGAAGAUUUAGAUAUUUUUGUACAAGAUCAUAAUGAUGAUGGUGAUGAUGAUAAUUAGAUUCGGAUAAAUGCUUGGAUGGAUGGAUUGAAAGAAUGAAUGAAUGAAAAACGAACAAACGAACAAAAAUCCGGUAAUCCCCGGUA
Molecule: messenger RNA, 1378 nt
Organism: Dermatophagoides pteronyssinus (European house dust mite)
Lineage: Eukaryota; Metazoa; Arthropoda; Arachnida; Sarcoptiformes; Pyroglyphidae
Product: protein ABHD18
Source: RefSeq, a predicted model, not a curated record